This is a messenger RNA of Cherax quadricarinatus, 9460 nucleotides long. The record is from RefSeq and is a predicted model, not a curated record. NCBI's taxonomy places the organism in Eukaryota, Metazoa, Arthropoda, Malacostraca, Decapoda, Parastacidae.
GCCACUAUAACUUGUUUAGCUAUCAAAACCUUGGGACCCAGUCCCUGGACCCAUUAUGUGUCUCUUUAAUACUUUGUCUACCACCCACAGGAUGGGUAUGGUGCAUAAUAAAGGUAUAUUGAACUAACUCAAGCGGCACUACUAACUCGGGUGUGAAUGCUGUAUUGCCUCUUUAAGACCACUGUAAAAUUAUAGACUUAUGUACAGAAUCUAACUAAAAGUUUAAAAAAUUCUGCAAGAUGGCCAUAGAAACUCACAGAAAACAAGAUUUGAGACUGACAAAUUGAAAUGCAGAGUUAGUGUUAACUUGUGUGAGGGAGAGUUUCUACUGGCGGUGAGUGGCAGUGAUGGUGACAGGUGCCACCUGACGAACACUCAGCUGCUCAUCAGGUCGAAACUCUCAUAUUUUCCACCAACUCGGACAUUUUCAUGUAAAAUGUCUACUCCAGGGUCGUAUAGUAAUGAGCGGCCGCCAUCAGUAGACGUGGAUUACUCUGCAGAUCCUGCCUCAGGAAGUUUCUUCAGUACAGAGUUCAAGAAGCAUGAAGAUCUAAAACAGAUGCUUGAUAGCAAUAAGGAUGGCCUCAAGCUGGAGGCCAUGAAAAGGAUAAUUGGGAUGGUGGCAAAGGGAAGGGAUGCAUCUGAACUUUUCCCUGCUGUAGUAAAGAAUGUUGUUAGUGCUAACUUAGAGGUGAAGAAGCUGGUGUAUGUUUAUCUUGUGCGAUACGCUGAAGAACAACAAGAUCUCGCCUUGUUGUCCAUCUCCACGUUUCAAAGAGCUCUAAAAGAUCCCAAUCAACUGAUCCGGGCUUGUGCUUUACGAGUACUAUCGAGUAUUAGAGUUCCCGUCAUUGUGCCAAUAAUGAUGCUGGCUAUAAAAGAUGCAGUGACUGACAUGUCUCCAUAUGUACGGAAGACCGCUGCUCAUGCUAUACCUAAACUUUACAAUCUUGAUCAUGAUCAGAAAGAAGAAUUAAUAAAAGUAAUAGAAAAACUCCUGUCAGACAAGACUACAUUAGUAGUAGGAUCAGCUGUGAUGGCCUUCGAAGAGGUAUGCCCAGAACGGAUUGACUUGAUCCAUAAAAAUUACCGAAAAUUGUGCAACCUACUUGUAGAUGUUGAGGAAUGGGGACAAGUUAUCAUUCUCAACAUGUUGACCCGAUAUGCUCGUACCCAGUUUGUUGACCCUAAUGCUGGUCAGACUGAGGUUGAUGUCAAGGAGAAGCCAUUCUAUGAGGAUGAAGAAGAGGAGACAGAAGAUCAAGAAGUUCUUGCCAAAAGACCUAAGUCUAUGGAUCCUGACCAUCGACUCCUGCUUAGGAAUGCCAAGCCACUGCUUCAGAGUCGCAAUGCUGCGGUGGUGCUGGCAGUAGCUCAACUAUAUCAGCAUAUUGCACCAUGUUCAGAGGUGUCACAGGUUGCAAGGGCUUUGGUGAGACUGUUACGUUCUCACCGAGAGGUUCAGGCUGUUGUUCUCACAAACAUUGCUUCAAUGUCUACUCGGCGUAAGGUACUGACCAACUUAGCCACAGACACCAACAUAUCUAUCAUUCUCCGGGAGUUCCAGACUUACAUAGGGUCAUCAGAUAAAGAAUUUGUGGCUGCAACUAUUCAAGCUAUUGGAAGAUGUGCAUCAAACAUAAGAGAAGUAACAGACACUUGCCUGAGUGGUCUUGUCUCCCUCUUAUCAAAUAGAGAUGAAUCUGUAGUUGGUGAGAGUGUGGUAGUUAUCCGCAAGCUUCUGCAGAGUGAGACAGUGGGUCAUAAGGAUAUAAUCAGUCACAUGGCACGCCUGAUGGACAAUAUCAAGAUCCCUAUGGCAAGGGCCAGUAUUUUGUGGCUGCUUGGGGAGUAUUGUGAUAAAGUACCUAAGAUUGCCCCAGAUGUUCUUCGCAAAAUGGCCAAGACAUUUAUAUCUGAGGAGGACAUUGUGAAACUGCAGAUCUUGACUUUAGCAACCAAACUCUACUUAACAAACCCCAAGCAAACUCGUCUUCUCUGUCAGUACGUGUAUAACCUAGCAAAAUAUGACACCAACUACGACAUUCGAGAUCGUGCACGUCUCACAAGAGCCUUGGUGUUCCCACCACAAGGUCAUGAGGAUAACAAACUUGCAAAGCAUGCUAAGAAAAUAUUCCUAGCUAUAAAGCCACCCCCAGUACAGCAGUCUAGUUUUAAAGAUCGUGACCAGUUUCAACUUAGCACAUUGUCUCAUCUCAUUAAUGCACGAGCAACAGGAUAUCAAGAUUUGCCACCAUUUCCAGAAGAGGCUCCUGACCCCAGUGUGCGCUAUGUGGAAGUUGCAGUGUCAUUUACUCCUGAUAAUCACCACAGACCUUCACACCAAAAGAAGAGCAAACCUGAGAAGACAAAGUCAUUUUAUUCUGAUGAAAGCUCUCCUGAAGAUGAAAGUGAAAAUGAUGCAAGUGACAGCAGCAGUGAGAGUGACAGUGACAGUGAUAGCAGUGACACUGACAGCUCAGAGAGCAGCAGUGAUGAAGGUAAUGAAUCUGUAAGUGAGGAUGAGGAGCAACCAAGAGUCAAGAGGAAGGUGGUCACUGGUGGAAAAAAGCACCCAGAAAAACAGGAUGCAUCCGAGUCAUCUGGCAGUGAGGAUUCUGAAUCGUCAUCUUCCUCCUCAGGCAGUGAGUCGUCAAGUGAUGAUGAGUCUGAUGACUCUGAAGCCUCUGCUGAAGAUGUGAAAAAGAAGACCAAAAAGGAGCAGGAACCAAAGAAGGAAGUUCCUCAAGGAAAAGGCAAUCGUAGCAACUUGGAUCUUCUUUUAGAUUUGGAUGACACACCACCUGCCAUGGACACUCCUCUCCUUACUCCUUCACUGGGUGGACUUCUGACACCUUCACCAUCAUCAUAUCCUACUCAACCACUUCCUCCAGGUGCUUCUAUUCAGCCUGCUUCUGCCAAGCUUGUGCCCACUGCUACCCAUGAGUUGCUGAACAGGCUUAGCGGUGGGGGUUUGGCUGUAUCAUGUCGCUUCACACGCUCUCCGCAUCUCUAUUCGCCCCGUAUGACAUCAGUUGAACUUUCAUUCACCAACAACAGCAGUGAAGAAAUUCGUGACAUUAGUAUUGGCAGCAAGAAACUUGCUCCAGGAAUGUCACUCCAUGAGUUUGCUGGUAUUGCUGUCUUGAAUCCUGAUACUACACUGUAUGGAACACUUGGUGUGGACUUCAAUGAUACUACUCAACCAGCAGUUUUUGACCUGGUAGCAGGGGGGCGAACAUUUAAUAUUAGUAUCACAGCAUCAGUUGGAGAGCUGUUGAUGCCUUUGGCAAUGAAUGAGGCUGAUUUUAAUCUUAAUCAAAUCAAACUGCGAGGAAUGAAUGAACUGAGAGGUUCAGUGAAUCUCUUGAGCAGUAAUAAUGAUGUAAAAAAAUUAGUGAACCGGGUUUAUGAGACUGCCAACCUUCUCCAAGUUCAGUGUGCUAGUAGCAACACCUUAAAAUUUGGUGGGCAGACUGCUUCAGGGAAGGCAUUAGUGCUGGUGUGCUUGACUCUACCACAAGAUGAACAGGAAGUUUCUAUUACUGUUAACUGUGAGAAGAUGGUCAUAUCUUCAAUGUUGCUUAAAGAUAUUCAGUCUGCUCUGAAGAAAGAUUAACCAGUGGUACUUAUUUAUGGUUUUGUGGAGUACAUAAAUUUAAGAAACUCGUAAAAGUCUUUUUGGUCAUCUUCAAGCAUUAAAUUUGAAGAUUUGUUGUUGCUGUUUUUCAUUUGUUUGUUAUACAGUACAGUAUUAAUUUUGAAUGUCAUUCUUCACUGUGUCAUGAACCAACAUAAAAUAUUUAAACUUUAAUUCACAAUAAUGGUAUAAUGAAAAAACUUCACAUAUAUUUAGACAAAUAUCUGUGUUAUCAGUAAAAGUUUUUUAGUUUAAAAUGGAUCAAGUGGCACUUCCAUCAUAUAUACUUAAUAGUACAGUAUAAAGAAAAAACUAUGGAAUUUCAGAAAACGGUUUAUGGUAGUGAAUCUCUCGUUACAGUGCAGUAACCAUUUUUGCAAGUCUUUGGUUCCAUUGUAUUUGAAAGUUUUUACUCUACCACCACAUUUAUAAUUUGAGAUAAGUGAUAUAUUAUACAAUAUCAGUAUCUUAACGACUUCUUGGAGAUUUAAAAAAAUAAACAGUACUUUAGAUUGAGUAAAGUUAAAACUUACAUAUACAACACAUACUGGAGAUAAUCUUGUAGAUAACUAGAUUAUAAGGAGAGGGCAUCUUUCUUUAUAAUUAUUUUUUAUUAUAAAAUAUUAUGGUUAGAUAACUGUGAAGUAAGUUUUUGUUUGCAGAUCUGUGUUACUUUAUUUGAUAUUUUUAAUAAUAAUAUUUUUAUAACCCCUCAGGGUUUUCUUCUAAUUUUUUACUAGUUCUUGUUCUUGUUGUUUAUUUCCUCUUAUCUCCAUGGAGGAAGUGGAACAGAAUUCUUCCUCCAUAAGCCAUGCAUAUCAUAAGAGGCAAAUAAAAUGCUGGGAGCAAGGGUCUACUAACCCCUUCUCCUGUAUACAUUAUGCAGUUUAACCCCUAAACGGUCCAAACAUAUGUAUACAUUAGUACCGCUAGAGUCCCAAACGUAGAUCAGAUUAUUUUUCCUGCCUCUAAAUUUGGCACGAUUGGCCUGAGAUGCCUGGUCAGCAUAGAAUGGGUGUUAACAGUGUUAAAAAAAUCUGGGACCACUUAGUACCUUGUGGGAGCACCAGUUCAAUUGAGCGCCAGCUAGAGCAAACAGCGCGACAAACACUUGGGAUUCACUGAUGUCAUGUAGUAUUAACACUCCCAUUUUAAUAGGAAAGUGAUGUUGACCCUGAGUUUAGUGACUUUGAGGUGGAAUGUGGACAUAAGUGGUCGAGGAAAUGUGAAAAACCUUGAUAAUAACCCAUGUGCAACAUUUUGUGCACCACCCUUUCGGAAUGUCUUAUAACCUAAAUGAAGAAAAACAAUUCUGGAACAUGUAAUACGUGUUCAGGUGGCUGGCUGGCUGUCUGUCUGUCUGUCUCUGUCUCACAGGUACACAUAAAUACAAUUAUACAAAGUGCAAAUUACCUUGGAUAACCAAAAAAAAUCCAGACAAAGUGGUAUACUGUGCUUGUAGAUAUAAUGCAUAUGCUUGACUGGCAAAUACGUAUUUACACUUGCUUAGGAUCAAGACGUGAUGACGCAGUCGUGUGUAAUACCUGUUGGUUCACGAGUGACUCUCUCUGAGACAGAAAGGGAGACAAGCAGACAGAAAGAUAAGCAGAGACAGAGAUAAAUGGAGAGCUAGAUAGACAGAUAGAGAGCUAGACAGAGUUUGACAGAUAGACACAGACAUGUUUAUGUGUAACAGUGAAAACAAAUAAAGCCAGGGCCGUGGACGCUGAUCAAAUGUCACCACUGCACUGUCAGCAGUGGACUGACACUUGUCUUACAUCAUGCUUCAAGGGAAAUUGUUUUUAUUAUUAUUAUUCUUUCUUUCAACACACUGGCCAUAUCCCACCGAGGCGGGGUGGCCCAAAAGGAAAAACGAAAGUUUCUCCUUUUACAUUUAGUAAUGUAUACAGGAGAAGGGGUUACUAGCCCCUUGCUCCUGGCAUUUUAGUCGCCUCUUACAACACGCAUGGGUUACGGAGGAAGAAUUCUGUUCCACUUCCCCAGGGAGGUAAGAGGAAAUAAACAAGAACAAGAACUAGUAAGAAAAUAGAAGAAAACCCAGAGGGGUGUGUACAUACUAUAUGCUUGUACAUGUAUGUGUAGUGUGACCUAAGUGUAAGUAGAAAUAGCAAGACGUACCUGAAACCUUGCAUGUUCAUGAGACAGAAAAAAAGACACCAGCAAUCCUACCAUCGUGUAAAACAAUUACAGGCUUCUGUUUUACACUCACGUGGCAGGACGGUAGUACCUCCCUGGGCGGUUGCUGUCUACCAGCCUACUACCUAGAACAAUUAUUAUUAUUAUUAUUAUUAUUAUUAUAUACUCCCGCAUAUCCAAAACAUUGCUGGGAUCUAAAAAUACUUUACAUAAUCCUAGACAAAUGUAGGUAGUAGGUUGCUAGACAGCAACCACCCAGGGGGGUACUACUGUCCUGCCAACUGAGUGUGAAACGAAAGCCUGUAAUUGUUUUACAUGAUGGUAGGAUUGCUGGUGUCUCUUGUCUGUCUGAUAAAUAUGCAAGAUUACAGGUACGUCUUGCUACUUCUACUUACACUUAGGUCACACUACACAUACAUGUACAUGUUUAUUUAUACACACUCAUCUGAGUUUUCUUGGAUUUUAUCUUAAUAGUUCUUGGUCUUAUUACUUUUCCUUUUAUAUCCAUGGUCAAGUGGAAUAAGAAUCUUUCCUCCGUAAGCCAUGCACGUUGUAAAAGUCAACUAAAAUGCCGGGAACAAUGGGCUAGUAACCCCUUUUCCUGUAAUAAUUACUAAAAAGAAUAAGAAGAAAUUUUUAAUAAUGAUAAACGUUUAUAGAGGGGCAAUUGUUAUAUCGGAUCAUUAUUUAGUUGUAGCUACAGUUAGAGUAAGAGGUAGAUGGGAAAAGAGGAAAAUGGCAACAACAAGCAAGAGGGAGGUGAAAGUGUAUAAACUAAGGGAGGCAGAAGUUCAGGUGAGAUAUAAGCAACUAUUGGCAGAAAGGUGGGCUGGUGCAAGUAUGAGUAGUGGGGGGGGGGGGAUUGAAGAGGGUUGGAAUAGUUUUAAAAAUGCAGAAUUAGAAUGUGGGGCAGAAGUUUGUGGUUAUAGGAGGGUGGGUGCAGGAGGAAAGAGGAGUAAUUGGUGGAAUGAUGAAGUAAAGGGUAUGAUAAAAGAGAAAAAGGUAGCUUAUGAGAGGUUUUUACAAAGCAGAAGUGUUAUAAGAAGAGUAGAGUAUAGGGAGAGUAAAAGAAAGGUGAAGAGAGUGGUGAGAGAAUUCAAAAGGAGAGCAGAUGAUAGAGUGGGAGAGGCACUGUCAAGAAAUUUUAAUGAAAAUAAUAAAAAUUUUUGGAGUGAGUUAAACAAGUUAAGAAAGCCUAGAGAACAAAUGGAUUUGUCAGUUAAAAACAGAGUAGAGGAGUUAGUAGAUGAGGAGAUAGAGGUUUUGGGUAGAUGGCAAGAAUAUUUUGAGGAACUUUUAAAUGUCGACGAAGAAAGGGAAGCGGUAAUUUCAUGAACUGGCCAAGGAGGUAUACCAUCUUUUAGGAGUGAAGAAGAACAGUAUGUGAGCGUGUGGGGAGGUGCGCAGGGCAUUACGUAGAAUGAAAGGGGGUAAAGCAGCUGGAACUGAUGGGACCAUGACAGAAAUGUUAAAAGCACGGGGGGAUAUAAUGUUGGAGUGGUUGGUAUUUUUGUUUAAUAAAUGUAUGAAAGAGGGGAAGGUACCAGGUGCGUCUUGCUACUUCUACUUACACUUAGGUCACACUACACCUACAUGUACAAACAUAUAUAUACACACCCCUUUGGGUUUUUUCUAUUUUCUUUCUAGUUCUUGUUCUUGUUUAUUUCCUCUUACCUCCAUGGGGAAGUGGAACAGAAUUCUUCCUCCGUAAGCCAUGCGUGUUGUAAGAAGCGACUAAGAUGCCGGGAGCAAGGGGCUAGUAACCACUACUCCUGUAUAUAUUACUAAAUGUAAAAGGAGAAACUUCCGUUUUUCCUUUUGGGCCACCCCGCCUUGGUGGGAUACAGCCAGUGUGUUGAAAGAAAGAAAAGAACGAAAUGUAUGAAAGAGGGGAAGGUACCUAGGGAUUGGCAGAGAGCAUGUAUAGUCCCUUUAUAUAAAGGGAAGGGGGACAAAUGAGAUUGUAAAAAAUAUAGAGGAAUAAAUUUACUGAGUAUACCAGGAAAAGACUUCGGUAGGGUUAUAAUUGAAAGAAUUAGAGGUAAGACAGAAUGUAGGAUUGCGGAUGAGCAAGGAGGUUUCAGAAUGGGUAGGGGAAGUGUAGAUCAAGUGUUUACAUUGAAGUAUAUAUGUGAACAGUAUGAGGAUAGUGAGGCUCAGGUUAGGGUGUGUAGAAGAGAGGGAGACUACUUCCCAGUAAAAGUAGGUCUUAGACAGGGAUGUGUGAUGUCACCAUGGUUGUUUAAUAUAUUUAUAGAUAGGGUUGUAAAAGAAGUAAAUGUUAGUGUUCAGGAGAGGGGUGGGAUUAAAUUAUGGGGAAUUAAAUACAAAAUGGGAAUUGACACAGUUGCUUUUUGCUGAUGAUACUGUGCUUAUGGGAGAUUCUAAAGAAAAAUUGCAAAGGUUAGUGGAUAAGUUUGGGAGUAUGUGUAAAGGUAGAAAGUUGAAAGUGAACAUAGAAAAGAGUAAGGUGAUGAGGGUAUCAAAUGAUUUAGAUAAAGAAAAAUUGGAUAUCAAAUUGGGGAGGAGUAUGGAAGAAGUGAAUGUUUUCAGAUACUUGGGAGUUGACGUGACGGCGGAUGGAUUUGUGAAGGAUGAGGUUAAUCAUAGAAUUGAUGACGGAAAAAAGGUGAGUGGUGCGUUGAGGUAUAUGUGGAGAUAAAAAAAAACACGUUAUCUAUGGAGGCAACGAAGGGAAUGUAUGGAAGUAUAGUAGUACCAACACUCUUAUAUGGGUGUGAAGCUUGGGUUGUGAAUGCAGCAGCGAGGAGGCGGGUGGAGGCAGUGGAGAUGUCCUGUCUAAGGGCAAUGUGUGGUGUAAAUAUUAUGCAGAAAAUUCGGAGUGUGGAAAUUAGGAGAAGGUGUGGAGUUAAUAAAAGUAUUAGUCAGAGGGCUGAAGAGGGGUUGUUGAGGUGGUUUGGUCAUUUAGAGAGAAUGGAUCAAAGUAGAAUGACAUGGAGAGUGUAUAAAUCUGUAGGGAAAUUAAGGCAGGGUAGGGGUCGUCCUCGAAAAGGUUGGAAGGAAGGGGUAAGGGAGGUUUUGUGGGCGAGGGGCUUGGCCUUCCAGCAGGCGUGCGUGAGCGUGUUCGAUAGGAAUGAAUGGAGACGAAUGGUAUUUGGGAUCUGACGAUCUGUUGGAGCGUGAGCAGGGUAAUAUUUAGUGAAGGGAUUCAGAGAAACCGGUUAUUUUUAUAUAGCCGGACUUGAGUCCUGGAAAUGGGAAGUACAGUGCCUGCACUCUAAAGGAGGAGUUUGGGAUAUUAGCAGUUUGGAGGGAUAUGUUGUGUAUCUUUAUACAUAUAUGCUUCUAAACUGUUGUGUUCUGAACACCUCUGCAAAAACAGUGAUUAUGUGUGAGUGAGGUGAAAGUGUUGAAUGAUGAUGAAAGUAUUUUCUUUUUGGGUCACCCUGCCUCGGUGGGAGACGGCCGACUUGUUAAAAAAAAAAAACACUUAGAAAAUGCACCCUUUAUUUCUAUAAAAAAAACUUUUUUUUUUUUCAAAAAUAUUUGGGUUGCUGGGCAAGAGAUUAUAUAUAGACAUUUGGACAAUUUAGGGGUUAAAAAGAAAAGAAACUUUCGUUUUUUUUUUUUUUUAGGUCACCCUGUCAUGGUGGGAUAUGGCCAGUUUGUUAAAAAAAUUUCUAUGAUAAAACAUGCUUCAUU